Schistosoma mattheei is the source of this 3188-nucleotide messenger RNA. Lineage: Eukaryota; Metazoa; Platyhelminthes; Trematoda; Strigeidida; Schistosomatidae. The record is from the annotation of a GenBank genome assembly.
UUAACACUGUAUGUCAGUCACUUCGACACUGAGAAGAAUUAUUCAUUUGUGUUCCGCUGGGUGCAGAGAUUGUAGUUCUAUUAGUACAUAUUUAUUCUGAUCAACGAUCUCACACUUUCAUUUGUGUUUUUUGUUUGAAUCUUCCUAACUGAUUAGAGGCUGAUCAGCUGCAAUCCUCAACAUUGGUGGGAAGAUUCAUACAACCAAUACAAAUUAAUUAAACCUCACCUCAUUGCACAAGCCAGGGGUUAUCUGAACUCAGUAGCUAUGUGUAUAACGCGAUGGAUUUUGAAGUCUGCUUACUGACUGAAUUCUAGAAAAAUACGACGUCAAAUUCAAACAUUAAACAAACAUAUUUGGCGGCAAUGAAUUUCGAAUUUAAACGUACCUCUGACAUACCAACAUUAUCGAAUAAAGAGACUGAAAGUAAAUUUAAGAAAAAACAUGAAAAUAUUACAAUCCCUAAACAGGAAUUUUCAAGCCCGCUAGAUGGUGAUAAUGACAAUGGUAAACAAUUCAAAUUAUUUAGAAAUUCAACAGAAGUGAAAAGCUCUUCAUCUCAUUCUCUAGAAUCCCUAAAUACAAUGAAAAUAUCAAAAGUAUCUGUGAAUCGUCAAUUUUCUAUACCAGAUGCUCCAAUUCCAUUGAAAUUUACUCCAGUCAACGUUGACUUGUUACCAUUAGAUUUAUUGUCUGAUUCACAGAAUAAAACCAUACAUGAAUUACUUAGUCAUAAUGAAUCUUUCACUGAAAGCGAACAGAUCAAAUUGUUGAACAAUGAAGAUUAUAUGGACAUAAAGGAAACCACAAAUAAAAUUCGUUCACAUUUGGAUUACCUUCAUAAACAUGAAAGUCAACAUUUAAAGAUUUUGGAAGAAAUUAAAACGUCAUUAGAUUUUAUUAAACAAAAACGUACAACAAAUGAAGUCAUAACAAUACGAUCAUCUGUUAAUUCAAUUGAAACUAUACAGAAAAAUUUUAUUCAUGGAUUAAAAAUUUGUCUACAAAAUGGAGAUAUUAAUUAUAAAAACUUUCUUGAUCCAUUCAAAUUGUUAAUCAAUCGUCAAAUAGAAAUAUCAAAUUAUGUUAGCAAAAUUUCAAAACUUCUGAAAAAUUUAAAACCUGAAAAAUCAGAUACUCUAGAUAGUAAAUCACUGAAUUCGUUUAGACUUCAGGAGCCAACGACUUGGAUUACACAGACUGUUGAAAACAUAAAAACUUUAGUUCUGCUACUUGAUACAGAUUCACCUCAUUAUCCUGAACUUCAAAGAAUUUAUAAAAGAUUACUGGAGGAAUCACUGAAUUCAAAUAAUAGUAUAGAAGAUAAGACGAUAAAUGAUUCCAAUCGUUUGAUUAUGCAUAGUUUAGUGGUUGAACUUACUUCUAAAACAAAUAGUCGUAAAUUGCGUUACCUAUUCCUGUUUAAAGAUGUACUUAUCUGCGCAAAAAUAAAGUUUACAAUGGGUUCAAGACAAAGGAUAUUACAUGAGAAUUCUUCACUGAGUGAGUCGCGAUUUCGGAGAAAAAGAUCUGGAAAAUUUUCUGCUUCUAGCUAUGAACUCGAAAUAAAGUGGUUUAUUUCAAUGGAAGAAAUGAGUUUGUUAUCUAAUUCAAGAGUUGGGAGUGAUGACCGAGGUCGAUUACAAAACCAAAAAAAUCUAGAUGAACUGAAAGGCAUGGUUCGUAAUUUACGGCAAACAAUGAGUCGUAGUCUAGAGGAUAAACAUUCAUCCAAGAACACAUCUAAAUUAACCAGUCUAAUUAAAUUAGAAGGUAAACUUGUUUUGGAAACACCGCAACUCAUAUUACCAAUCGCUGACAAAAGCGAACGAACACACUGGCGAUCUGCUUUAGAACAAGUGUUAGAUAAACCGCCUCAUAAUACUGAUAAAUUUUAUUCUUUAAGACGUACUACUCCAGAAAAAAUGAGUACGGAUUAUUUUCAUUCACCAUCGCGAAGCCGUAGUUCUUCGAUUGGAGAUUUUAGCGAACGCCUAAAGAAAUAUAAACACAUGGUUAAAUUAAACGGAGUUGGUCUCUCAAUAAUUGACAAAGAUGAACCGAUAACUGGUUAUAUCAAAGCUACAGUACAUGGAAUUGAUGGAUUGAAUGAGAAAAACAGUUAUCAUGUUCGUAUUGAAGUUGAUUCAUAUGGUCAAUAUGAAGAAGUAGCUUGUACACGUGUUUUACAACAAAGUAAUCCACAAUGGGAACAGUCAUUUGAUUUAGAGGUGGAUGGUGCAUGGACGAUAUGUUUUACAUUAUACAUUCAUCAAGAAAUGUUUGCAGAAUUAGACGUUCCUUUAGAUCUAGAAACACUUAAAACCAAUUCACGAAUAGAUAUGAAGAUAUUAACGAAUGAAAAUCCUCCACGUAGUCUAACCUUCUCCGUAUCUUUGGAAUAUGUUGAUCAAGUAAAUCUUAAUAAAAAUAGACGGUCUGAAAUACGUGGAAAUCUAUUCGGACGUCAUUUAGCAGAGCUUAUAAGGGUUCCAAAUGAUAUCGAUAAGAAUGAGUGUACAAAAAAGCAUAAAUCUGAAGCUUUUAUACCCCGUUUUGUAAUCGCAUGUGUCGAAGAGAUUGAAAGGCGAGGUUUAUUAGCAGUUGGACUCUAUCGAUUAUGCGGUUCCAAUGAUAAUAUCAAGGCUUUAAAAAGUGAAUUUGAUGAAAGUUGUACUUUAGCUAUUCAAAGAUUACCGCUUGUUGAAUUACCGGUGAUUACUAGCUUAUUGAAACAGUUCUUUCAACAUUUACCAGAGAGUCUGGUUGAUUACACAGCUACUAUAGCUUUACUUCAAGCAGUUGAAAUCCCUGAUGAGUCCGUUCGUUGUCAACUCAUUGAAGACAUCCUUGUCAAUCUUCCCACCCCAAACCUGGAAACAUUCAAUUACUUAGCCAAUCAUUUAGUCACGGUAAGUAAUUAUAAAGCGCAAAAUAAAAUGGAUCUAGGCAAUCUUUCGUUAAUAUGGAGUUACACAUUGUUUGAAUGUUCAUCUAAAACCAUACCAUCUACUGAAAUGAAUGAACAAACUAAAAGCGGAUCUUCAUCGAAAUCAAACACAGCUGAAAUUCAAGUAGCUUUUAGUUUUCAACAAGCAAAAGUAUUAAACUGCAUUCUGACAUCAAUGAAAUCCGGAAAACUGACAAUACCGUCUCAUAGCAAUGUAAUUAGACCAGUUUAUUCAUAA